AUGGUUGCCACACGCUCCGCACGCUCCGCACGCUCCACAAACUCUACACGUUCUACACGUUCCACAGCUUUACCAAAUCCAUCGGGUGUACAACAUAUUAUCCAAGCACGACGAGCUCAGCGGGCUGUGCAACGUAUCAAAGAACGACCCGUAGACGCUGAAGAGGAACUAAUACAAAGCCAACAGGCAGUAAAGGAUACUGAAGAAGGGUUGUAUGAUGAGUUCUACAGCUCCAUCGACGAAUACGCCCUGCUUGCUUUACUCGAACAAGAGGAGAAAGAAGAGAAAAAGAGUGAGAGUGAAGAGGAAAGAAAACUUGAAGAAAGAAAGGCAAGAAAAACUGGGAUUGCAGCUGAGAUUGGCUGCAGGGAAUGCUUGAACAUCGGCUGCUCUUCUCAAUAUAAGUGUAUUUGUCCUUCUCUGGAGCAGCCAGCCCCCGCAACUCCUCCGCCACCAGUUUAUCAAUCACAAUCUUCAGAGAAGAUGAAUGAAGCGUAUGUGCACUAUGAAGCUGCACCCAUCAAUUGCCCCAGAUGUUUUGCGGAGCUGUUGUUUGAUGUAGAGCCUCUGAAUAUAAAGCUAUGGAGGGCGGAAAAAAUAAAUGAUCGUCAAUAA
This is a messenger RNA of Lobosporangium transversale, 615 nucleotides long. RefSeq lists its product as hypothetical. The transcript has a single exon. Lineage: Eukaryota; Fungi; Mortierellomycota; Mortierellomycetes; Mortierellales; Mortierellaceae. The record is from RefSeq and is a predicted model, not a curated record. The coding region runs from base 1 to 615 and encodes 204 amino acids.